Molecule: messenger RNA, 2109 nt
Organism: Erigeron canadensis
Lineage: Eukaryota; Viridiplantae; Streptophyta; Magnoliopsida; Asterales; Asteraceae
Product: probable E3 ubiquitin-protein ligase ZFP1
Exons: 7
Coding region: 280-1812 (510 amino acids)
Molecular function (GO): ubiquitin protein ligase activity
Source: RefSeq, a predicted model, not a curated record
AAACUAAUACAGGGUUUUCAUUUUCAUCAAGAAUCCUUUUCUUUCCCCCAAAUUAAAAAUAUAAAAAAUAAUUUAUCUUUAUCUUUUUUAAUUGAAUAACACAAAUUAAACUAAACUAAAUUAAAAUUUAAAUUAGAUCAAAUUUAUACCAAUUUCAGGGCUCCGAUCAUUCCUCAUUAGGGGCGAUUUUAUUGGGCUUAAAUUGUGGUUAACUUAAAUUGAAGCUCUGGAGCUUGUUGAUGAUAAAAAGGAUCUUCUUGCCACUCAUCAAUCAAUAACAUGGGGCAACGAAAUAUGUUGUAUAUGGGUCCAAUGCUUGAAACAGAACAUGGUCAUCUCCAACCCGAACCAUGUAUAGUACCUUAUGGUGGUAUAUCGAGUUUUCCGCAGCCUACUAGUAAUCCAACCAUAUUACCACCUCCUGGAACCCGAACUUCUUUCAAUCCUCAACACCUGCCUGAAAAUCAUGGACCUCUGUCACAUGAAAUCGCUCAAUACAAUGGUCUUGAUCAUCAUCAUCAUGGUAACAAUGUGUUUAUGACUCCUCCUGGUGCUCGUGUAUUUCCUGUUGCAGUUAAUCACGGGAUGCAAGAUCAGUUACCAUUUUCUAGCGUUCGUGGAAGCUUUGAAAAUGGACAGUUUUUGGAUGGAUUUAAACGAAAGAAUGCUGAAGGAUUCUUAGGAAACAUUCAGUAUUUCUAUCCGGCACCUGGCUCGAGUUCUUCAGUUGCCAUCCCCAUGAACACAGAGGUAACAAUGAUGGAUGGCCCAUCAUUAGUCAUGGAACCUGCAGUCCAUAGAAGUGCGAGAAACAGAGGUUCAAGUGCUAUUGGCGUUGACCCAGUUUUGGCUCAUAGUAGUAGCCAUUUGAUGCCUGGAAACUAUGGUGGUCAGCACCUUCAAGCAGUACCUAACCCAUGGCUGGAUCAGCAGUUUUGUGGUAAUAGUAGUGAUACCGGUUCCUUUUCAUGGAAUCAUGGUCCCGGAAUACCUUAUCUCCAAGGACCUAUCAACGGAGGUGGUAUGGAGGCUGCAAACGCUGGGUUACAUGGGUACCAAGUCGCACCCAGCAAUAGAAACCCCACGGCCUUUGUUCACCCGUCUACUAUCACGCCUCAUCAGGGGCCCCACAGUCUUCACCACCCACCACCGCCACCAAUGCCUACAAUGCAAGGCCACAACAUGGACUUUCAUUCUCAAUUGGCAUCUACUUCACGCAGACUUCCAUCAAACAGCACAAUAAAUCCUUUUCAAAGUGGGAUAGAUACAGGGCCUAGAUUUGCGGGUCCCACGCCGCCAACUGGUCUAAGAGUUUUUCGGCCUCAUCGACGGGACAUGGUGGUUGAGGCAACUGCACGGCAUCGGGGCUUUCCCCACUUGAGAGUUCUCCCGGAAGAUGGGGUUGCAAUCCUUGAUAUAUCUGGUUAUCAUGAAGUAGGACAUUCCGUUGACCAUCAUAGAGACAUGCGUUUGGACAUAGAUCACAUGUCUUAUGAGGAGCUUCUUGCACUUGGCGAACAGAUCGGCAGUGUGGGCUCAGGCUUGUCAGAUGAUUUUAUUCUAGAACAUCUAAAAUCACGAGUAUUUACUUCAUCCAAAUCUUCUUCUGAGCCUGAAGAUGCAUCUUCCACUGAUUUAGAACUUAAUUCUUGUGUAAUUUGUCAGACAAAUUAUGACGAUCAAGAACAGAUUGGGGUGCUAGAUUGUGGGCAUGAGUAUCAUGCUGAAUGUGUUAAGAAGUGGUUGGUCGUUAAGAACACCUGUCCAAUUUGCAAAUCCACGGGACUUGCUGCACAAGCGAAGGAGUCAUAAACCGAAGAAUUAGGAGAAGCGUGAAACCUUGAAAUACCCUAGGCAUCAUGCUUUUCUUCUGAUAUAUAAAUAUAACUAAGGAGAGGGUGUGCUCUCUUAUAAAUUAUGGUAAAUAUGGAAACCUGGUUUUUGCUUCUUUUGAGAUGACAGUCAACGACUGUUUAAAGAACGAAAUCUCUGUUGAACCUUUUUGUACAGACUUUUUUUUUUUUUUUCUCUGUUGGUUCACUCCGUGGAUGAUCUGUCUGGGGUAAUAUGUACUUAUGAAUGUUAAUAUCAGGUUGAACAUCCAUUGAA